Molecule: messenger RNA, 1404 nt
Organism: Diaporthe citri
Lineage: Eukaryota; Fungi; Ascomycota; Sordariomycetes; Diaporthales; Diaporthaceae
Exons: 1
Coding region: 1-1404 (467 amino acids)
Biological process (GO): dehydro-D-arabinono-1,4-lactone biosynthetic process
Cellular component (GO): cytosol
Molecular function (GO): D-arabinose 1-dehydrogenase [NAD(P)+] activity
Source: RefSeq, a predicted model, not a curated record
AUGGGGUCAACCGGCUCGCCGGCGCCCACGCGCCCGCCCAUCUCCUCUGUCCUGCCUCCCUUGAUACUCGGCACUGCAACAUUCAACACCCAAUAUGUCGAUGACCCUGCACAGAUGCCAUACAAAUCCAUUGUAUCCCGCGCUCUGGAGCUAGGCAUUAACGCAUUCGACACUUCGCCUUACUACGGCCCAUCGGAGAUUCUUCUGGGCGAUGCUCUCCACCAUGCCACUCUCCCCAACAGCGCCAACACCAAGAUUCUCGACUCAGACACCCAAAAACACCCCCGCGACAGCUACAUGAUCCUGACAAAGGCUGGCCGAAUAUCAGGUAACAGCUUCGACUACAGCCCCCCGUGGAUCCGCUACAGCGUCCUGCGCAGCUUGAAGAGGCUGCACACACCGUACCUGGACCUGGUCUACUGCCACGACGUCGAGUUUGUCUCCCCGGCCGAGGUCCUCGCAGCCGUCAAGGAGCUCCGGCGCCUCCGCGAUGAGGAUGGCGUCAUCCGCUACGUCGGCAUCAGCGGCUACCCCGUCGACGUGCUCUGCGACCUGGCCGAGAUGAUCUACCGCGAGACGGGCGAGGGCGUCGACGCCGUCAUGAGCUACUGCCACUGCUCCGUCCAGAACCACCGCCUGGUGGAGGGCUUCUUGGAGGACGAGGACGACGAGGGCCAGCCCGCCACGAACGGUGACGCGGGCCACAGCAACCUCCCGCCGCUCGUGCGGCUCAAGAACGCAGGCGUAUCCACCGUUCUCAACGCCUCCAUGCUCGGGAUGGGCCUCCUGACCACGCGCGGCGUGGACCACGGCCCGCAGUCCGCCUGGCAUCCUUCGCCGCCGCCGCUGCGCAAGGCCUGUGCCGACAUGGCGGUCCGCGCCACCGCCGAGGGCGAGAGGCUGGAGCGGCUGUCGAUCCGCUGGAGCUUGGACACGUGGGCGAGGGCCGGGGCGCGGUCCGGGCUGGGCGUCAGCCUCAAGGGCAAGGGGAAGCACGAGAGCCUCAGCGACAGCAACAGCAUCGGCGGCAGCGUCAUGGGCAUCACCACUCUCGCGGAGCUCGAGGAGACGUGGAGCGUGUGGCUGUCGGUACUGGCCGAGAGCGUGCCGGACGUGAAGCUCGGCGGGAGCGGUGGCGAGGAGGACGACGUCGCGCGGGAGGCGUCGCAAGACGUCGUGGUCGUCAACGGCGACAGGGACCUGCAGACCGCAUCGUUGAAGCGGUGCGACCAGGUGCGCGGCCUGGUCAGGGACGAUCUGUGGCCGCUGCUGGGCGAGUGGCGGAACCACAGCUGGCCCUCGGGCCUGGAGGAGGAGGGAUUCCGGAACGAGAGGAGGCCCGAGGACCUCGGGAAGGUGCCUCUGGACGAUGGAAUUAUCGCCGAUUACGAGGCGAGGAGAUAG